AUGGAGGAAAAAGAGGGAUGCUGUUGUUCAGGUAUACGUUUUUGUGGGCGUUGUAUAGACUCUGAUCGUGUCCAGGCUAUUAUUGGCCAUAAGGUCGCUCUUUUGAAGACGUCUGACGUAGUAUCAAGGCAAUACGGUACGGAGCGCACUUCUUCCUGCUCCUUCACUUGUGUAGGAUCAAGUCAAUAUGGGCUUUGUUGGCAAUGCAAUACGGUUUUCCAGAUCUAUGAUGGAGCCUUUAAAAGUUGUGUGGAUCAUGAAUACGCUACACCAAACCUCGGUAUUUGUCUUGAAGGGAUUUUUGUCAUUCCAGAUUUUGUGUCAGCUUUGGAAGAGGAAAGUUUUGUUAGGUUUCUUGAUGAGCCGUCGUCGUUUUCUGGUUGGAAGCUUUCUCAGAGUGGAAGAAGAAAGCAAAAUUUUGGCCCCAGAGCCAACUUUAAAAAACGAAAACUUAAUACUUCUGGUCUACUUGGUAUGCCUAAACAGCUGGAGAGUGUUAUGAAAAAAGUACAGUUGGUUGUAAGAAAGCUAACUAUGAAGGACUACCAUAUAGCGGAGGUCUCAGCGCUAGAGUAUACAGAUGCAAUGAAGAGUAGUAUUGAUCCUCAUGUUGAUGAUACAUGGCUUUGGGGUGAUCGUAUUGGUGGUUUAAAUCUGUUAGAAGAUACAGUAAUGACUUUUGUAAACAGUAAUGGGGUAGCUGUUGACGUCUUUCUACCUUGUCGUGCAUUCUUUUUGCUAUCCAAUCGUAGUCGCUAUGAUUGGUUGCAUGGUAUUCGUUGGGAAAAUAUUAAAAACCGUCGCAUCUCCUUUACUUUUAGAGAGCUUUCUGAUAAUUUAGAUGUCGAUCAGGAAAUUAUUCAGAAUGUGAUGGAAAGGACCUCCGUCUUUGUAUAA
Trypanosoma rangeli is the source of this 897-nucleotide messenger RNA. RefSeq names its product alkylated DNA repair protein alkB like protein 4. NCBI's taxonomy places the organism in Eukaryota, Euglenozoa, Kinetoplastea, Trypanosomatida, Trypanosomatidae. Gene Ontology annotation, molecular function: demethylase activity; oxidoreductase activity. The transcript has a single exon. Bases 1 to 897 code for a protein of 298 amino acids. Gene Ontology annotation, biological process: oxidative demethylation. The record is from RefSeq and is a predicted model, not a curated record.